CCUGACAUCAUUGGUCUAUAAGUGGAUAUACCGAGGCUCCAUGUAAGAGCUCCCUUUGAAGGGCCCCACCGCCCCUGCUACCUCGAGAAGCCGCGGUUCUUUGUCUGCCGGAGCUUCCAUUUGAUUUCUGCCUCAGCGUCCUGACAACUUCUUCAACCUCACUUCGGGAUUUUGAACCUUAGAAGGCUUCGUGCUGAAGCUGUAACUGUCCCAGCUGUACUCGAUACCAUUCGUGGCUGCCAAGCGCCUAGAAUCUUGGAUCCCGAGUUGAGCAGGCUCACUGUGCGACUGCGGUCCUCCGACUUCGACCUCCCGCGCUGCCUUCCGAAAUCCCACCUAAAGUACUCCAUUGCACCCGCUCGCGAACCGACCCUUGAUACCUGCGAAUAGGCCGAACACUUGUCAGACGGACGCAAUCAUGUUUGGGACACCGGAUCUCCAGAUGCAGCGCGCUCACGAGCUGGGGGCGCCGCCGCCAAAGGGCCAGCCAUACAGCGUACCGAUUCCGGGCUCACAAAUCGAGGGCCGCAGCGCCGUGUACCGGAACUGGAGGUUCGUCGACAAGCCGUUGCUGGAGACUUUGGAUCCUGCGAUCACAACGGCGCACGAAGCUUUUGAGGCGGCUGCUGCGCGACAUCCCAAGAAUAAAUGCCUAGGCCACCGCCCGUACGAUCCCGUUACAAAACGUUUUGGUGCAUACGUAUGGCAGGACUAUGAGACGGUUCAGGGACGGAGGAAGAACUUUGGUGCCGGCUUGGUGCAUCUGCACAGGCAGACGGGCGUCACGGAGAAGACAUAUGGCAUUGGUCUUUGGUGCCAGAACAGGCCCGAAUGGCAGAUAACUGAUCUGGCAUGCAUGUCCCAAAGCCUAUUUACCGUCUCGAUAUACGAUACACUGGGUCCGGACACCACCGAGUUCAUCAUCAACCACGCCCAAUUAACUUGCGUCGUCGCGGGCCUGAACCAUGUAGCCCCCCUUUUGAAGCUGAAGCCGCGGCUGCCGUCCCUCAAGAUCAUCAUUGCUCUGGAUCCUCUUUCGGCUGGCGAGCUUCCUGGGCAGUCUAAAGGGGAGUUGCUGAAUUCGCUGGCCAGUGACAUGGGUGUGGCCAUCCAUUACAUCCAAGAUGUGGAAGCCUUGGGCGAGAGACAGCCAAUCCCUUACAGUCCACCGAAGCCGGACGACCUGGUUACGAUUAACUACACCUCUGGGACGACAGGCGACCCGAAGGGUGUUGUGCUCACGCACCGCAAUGCCCAAGCUGGAACCUGUGCCAGUAUGAUCCUGAUGAACACAGACCCAAACACCAUCAUUUGCUCUUUCCUCCCGCUCGCGCACAUCUAUCAGCGGCUGGGAGAGCACACGGCGCUCGCAGCGGGUUCCGCUAUUGGCUACUUCCACGGCAAUAUCGCCGAGCUGGUGGACGACUUGAAGAUGCUCCGGCCCACCGUAUUUGCCGGCGUUCCGAGACUGUACAAUCGGUUCGGAUCUGCGAUCAAGGAGGCCACGGUCCAGCAGUCAGGCGUCAGAGGCACGCUUUCGCGGCACGUCGUCUCUAAGAAGCUGGCUGCCAUCAACGACAAGCACAAUCCCACUAACAAGCACGCGAUUUAUGACCGCAUAUGGGCAAAGAAGGUCGCAAAGGGACUAGGCCUCGACAGGUGCAAAGUAAUGGUCAGCGGCUCCGCGCCCAUCGACCCCAGCCUCCACCAGUUCCUCCGCAUCGUCUUCGGCAACAACUUCACCCAAGGCUACGGCCUUACUGAAACCUACGCCGUGUCCAUCGUGCAGACGGAAGGCGACUUCUCCGCGGGCAACUGCGGCGGCGUUACGCCCAACUCGGAAUGCUGCCUCAUCGACGUGCCAGACAUGGAGUACCUUACCACCGACAAGCCGCACCCGCGCGGCGAGCUACUCAUCCGCUCGACUACCCAGUUUCGGGAGUACUUCCACAACGAGGAAGAGACCAAGAAGGCUCUUGAUGCGGACGGCUGGUUCCACACAGGCGAUAUCUGCUCCAUCGACGAGCUCGGCCGCUUCAAGAUCAUCGACCGCAGGAAGAACGUGCUCAAGCUUGCCCAGGGCGAAUACAUCUCCCCCGAGCGCAUCGAGAACGUGUAUCUCGCCAACUGCGGGUGGAUGGCUACCGCGUACGUGCACGGCGACUCGCAUCAGUCCUUCCUCGUCGGCAUCUUCGGCGUCGCGCCGGACCUCUUCCCCGCCUUCGCGUCAAAAGCCCUCGGCGAGAAGAUCGACCCAGCAGACACGGAGAAACUACAGGCCGCGCUAGGGAACAAGAAGGUAGAGAAGGCAGUGCUCAAGGAACUGGAUCGCAUUGGCAGGAAGAACAAGUUCAACAGCUAUGAAAGGGUGAAGAGCGUGAGGCUGUUCUUGGAUCCGUUUACGGUGGACAACCAGCUUUUAACCCCGACGCUCAAGUUGAAGCGUGCGCAGACGGCGCGGGCAUAUAGAGAUCAUCUGGAUGAGCUGUAUGACGAGGCCCUUGUCGAGGAGGCGAACGGCAAGGUGAAGGCGAAGUUGUAAGUAUGUGUAUACUAUGGCGGGUGGGGGUGGAUG
This is a messenger RNA of Trematosphaeria pertusa, 2575 nucleotides long. Its product is annotated as long-chain-fatty-acid-CoA ligase 1. Gene Ontology annotation, biological process: long-chain fatty acid metabolic process. NCBI's taxonomy places the organism in Eukaryota, Fungi, Ascomycota, Dothideomycetes, Pleosporales, Trematosphaeriaceae. Bases 419 to 2542 code for a protein of 707 amino acids. The transcript has 6 exons. Gene Ontology annotation, molecular function: long-chain fatty acid-CoA ligase activity. Gene Ontology annotation, cellular component: membrane; endoplasmic reticulum. The record is from RefSeq and is a predicted model, not a curated record.